AUGAUAUCGAGAACACUCAAAUUAUACAAAUUCUCAACCAAAAUCCCUACAGGCGUCUUUGAUUUUGCCAAUGUAUAAUAAGGAUUGACUGCUCCUUCUAGUAUUAUGGUAGAAGACUUAAUUACAAGAUUCUCUGCAUACACUCCUACCAACAUGUACAAUUCAUUAGAUGAAUACUCAAGAGAAUUACUACUUUAUUUGGCUAAUGAUUUAAGUUGGGGAAUGGGAUGGGGAAUCUUAGCAAUAUCAAUGGGUAUCAAGAUUGCAUUUACACCUCUAAUGUUUUCUGCAUAAUUAAAUGCUUGUCGUAUGAAAUUAAUCGAACCUGAAUCCAAAAACUUCUAAAACAUGAUUUAACGAGCAAUGAGAGCUCAGGACUUCAAAGCUAGCAGAGCAGCACAAAAAUAAUUUAAACUUUUUAAAAGAAAGCAUAACAUCAAUAUGCUUAUUCCAGGAUUAUCCAUAUUACAAAUGCCCUUCCUAUUCACAUGGUUUUUAUCAUUGAGAUAUGUCUGCUCAUUGCCAGAUAAAUACGAGGACCUUAAAAGCCAAGGAUUUUUAUGGUUCUAAGACCUAAGCGAGUAUGAUCCCUAUGGAAUCUUGCCAAUUAUGAGUUCCGUUUUCACAUUUUGGAACAUCUCUUUGAAUCCCAACAUGUAAUCAUAAUCUACUGUUCCUUUUGCUAAGUAUUAUCGAUAUGUAAGGUUCUUACCUUUCUUUUCUAUUCCUGUUGUUAUCUUUUUCCCUGCCGGCGUUAAUCUUUAUUGGUGCUCCUCAGCAUUUUGCCAUUUAAUUAUUACAGCUCUAGCAAGACAAGAGAAAAUCAGAAAAAUAUUUGGAAUUCCUAAAUACCUACCAGGCACUCUUUUAGAGAGGUAAAAUAAUAUGAAUAUCUAAACUAUUGUUAAAGCUGUUGUUCAAGAUAGAGCUGAUUUAAAUAGUGAUGUUGCAACAACAACAACAACAACAACUACAACUAUAAAUCCCCCAUAAAAGCAAGUUUAAACUGAUGCUUAACACAUUAUGCAUGAAGCUAAAUCUGGAGAACAGAAAGUUAAGAUAUUUUCAAGCAAGCCAAAAAAGUCAAAAUGAGGUUUAGAUAUACGUAAACGUUUAUAUAAAUUAU
Molecule: messenger RNA, 1126 nt
Organism: Paramecium tetraurelia
Lineage: Eukaryota; Ciliophora; Oligohymenophorea; Peniculida; Parameciidae
Exons: 4
Biological process (GO): protein insertion into membrane
Cellular component (GO): membrane
Molecular function (GO): membrane insertase activity
Source: RefSeq, a predicted model, not a curated record